Morus notabilis is the source of this 918-nucleotide messenger RNA. RefSeq names its product phosphopantothenoylcysteine decarboxylase subunit VHS3. The record is from RefSeq and is a predicted model, not a curated record. The transcript has 3 exons. NCBI's taxonomy places the organism in Eukaryota, Viridiplantae, Streptophyta, Magnoliopsida, Rosales, Moraceae. Bases 201 to 749 code for a protein of 182 amino acids.
UUUCACCUGGCAAAGUCUUUUCAUCUACUUCUACAUACUUCUAAAACGGUGUUCAAUUUCCCAUAUCUUGUAAAACCCUACCUAAAACCCUAAAUCUGCCUCUGCCUCUACCUUUGGCUCUUCGAUUCUCAUUCUCAACAAAACUCUUUCUUGGUCUUUUCUCCGAAUUCGAGUUUUCCUCUCUCUAAUUCUCCCUGGAAAUGGAGGUCAACAGAAUUUGCUCAAACGUCGCCGUUUUGGAUGGUUCUCUCUCCUCUGCGAUGGAGGCAUUGGUGGCUGAGGCAGCCAUUGCAGCUUCCAAGUCUAUUGCUUUGUCACUCUUCCUGAUCGGAUCUCUGUGUAAUACAGUUGACGUGUUUCUCAAAGAACCCAACGACUUCGGAGGGUUUCCCAUUUCUGAGCUUUUUGCAGUGGAGAAACCUGGUCCUGAGAACAAAGAUGGCAGCGAAACUGAGAAUGGUGACGGAGAGGAUAAAGACGCCGAUGAUCAGGAUGAUGAUGAUGAUGAGGAAGGUGGUGAUGAUGAUGAUGACGAUGAUGCUUAUGGAGAAGAGGGUGAAGAGGAGGAAGGAGAUUCAGAAGAUGAGCCCAGGGCGAAUGGUGAUGGUGGAAGUGAGGAUGAAAAGGACAAGGAUGAGGAUGACGAGGACGGUGAUGAUGAUGAAGGGGAAGAAGAGGAAGAAGAGGAGGAGGAGGAGGACGAAGAUGAGGAAGAGAUACCUCAGCCACCUGCUAAGAAGAGGAAAUGAUUGCUUUUCUCUCCCAUUUCUUUUCCAAAUGGCUACUUUAUGUUGUAGGAAAUCUCAAAUUUGUACGGAAAUACGGUUGGAUUCAUGUUACUUUUCCGUAUAUAGGGUAGAAUUGCUUGCUGUAUUUGUACCUUUGAUAGUUUCUUAAUUAUAAAGCCUUGUUUAGUUA